This is a messenger RNA of Chlamydomonas reinhardtii, 4987 nucleotides long. RefSeq lists its product as uncharacterized. The coding region runs from base 265 to 4458 and encodes 1397 amino acids. The transcript has 21 exons. Gene Ontology annotation, molecular function: metallocarboxypeptidase activity; zinc ion binding. The record is from RefSeq and is a predicted model, not a curated record. NCBI's taxonomy places the organism in Eukaryota, Viridiplantae, Chlorophyta, Chlorophyceae, Chlamydomonadales, Chlamydomonadaceae. Gene Ontology annotation, biological process: proteolysis.
CUUAAUAUGAUUCGUUAACACGAGUCUUACAUUUACUGUACAUGAAUUAGCCUUCUGCUGAAGGCUGGUGAAGCUUGCUGCAACUCUUUUUUCUCGCGCGACGCCAGCUACCAGUUCAGAGCUUUCCCUUUGUUUCAACUCCACAUCAAUGUAGCAUCUAAAGUAAUGCUGACCGCUCAACACUGUGACGCGGGCCCUUUCAACAACAUGAAACCCCGGCGACCUGGCUCUUUGGCUUGAAACGCUUCUAGGUCCUAGUCACCAAUGGACUCUUUCGUCGGGCGGCUGGGGAGCCGGGAGAACCUCGGGGCAGAGGGAGGCCGCCACAACAUGCUGUCCGCGCUGCCGCCGCCCCCCAUGCCCUUGGGCGUUCCCAACUUCAACCCGCUGACGGCCAAUGACUUCCGGCCACCUCAGCCGUACGGUCACUUGGCGCCGCUGGCACGGAAGGAAUCAGCGCAGCCGCCGGCAGCGGGCCUGGAUGCAGCAGCGCCGCCGCCUGCGGCGCCGCCGCCAGAGCCGCAGAAGCGAACGGUGCAAGUGUACCGCAAGCGCCAGCAUGACGUGUCGGGACCGCGGCCGUUCGACUUUGGGGCGGGGCACGUGCCGGGCAUGCUGGCGCACCCAGAGGGGGAGCACAUACCCAACCUGCCGCCGCGGUCGGGAACGGGCAUGCGGCUACGGCCUCCCAGGCUGCCGGCCGUGUGUUGCAUCCCGCCCCCCUACCCGGAGCCGCUGGUGCCCGUGGACGGCAUGCUGCCGCAGGUUCUGCGUAUGCACGACCAGCGGCGCCUGGUCAACCCAGCCGCAGUCGCCAACGUUGUCGUGUACGACUGCAUUGAGCGGCCGCCGCGGCCCUCCGCAGAGGCGGGGGCGGGGGCAGGCACGCCAGCUCCUGCGGCAGCAGCAGCAGCAGCAGCAGCAGGGGCAGGCGCAGGGGCGGCGGGGGAAGGCGCGGCCGCGAGCGGCAGCCGGCGGUCUCUCGCAGUGCCGGGGGAAGGGGCAGAUGGCGCGGCGGCGGCGAGUGCAGGCGAUGCAGGGGCAGCGGGGUCGGGGCCUGGAAGUCACGUGGACAGGAGCGUGGCACGAGGCAGCAGCCAAACCGGCGAUCCCGGGCAAGGAGGAGGUGGAGGAGGAGGAGGAGGAGGGGGUGGCAGCUUGACACGAGGUGCCGCUGGCAGCGGCGACGCCGCCUCUGACCCUGCAGCGGCAUCCACAUCAGGGGCAGCAGGGGCAGGGGCAGGAUCAGGGGACGCGGGAGCAGCCGCCGCGGACCCAGCCGCGAGCCGGGCAGCGGCAGGCCCGCCGUCCACCUCGUACGGCAGCAGUGGUGCGGGUACGGCAGCAGCAGCAGCAGCAGCAGUACGGACAUUCGACUACUUCCCGGACAUGCCGGCCUGGUACGCGCCCCGCGGACCAGACGACCACACACUUGUGUUCGAGAGCCGUUUUGAGAGCGGCAACCUGCGGCGGGCGGUGCAGGUGUACCCAUAUGAGUACGACCUCAUACUUCGGCCCGACAUCAACACGCGGGGUCACACGCAGUGGUUCUUCUUCUCUAUCGCCAACACGCGCGCGGGCUGCCGCUACAAGCUCAACCUCAUAAACCUGCUGAAGGAAGACUCGCUUUACAACGACGGCAUGCAGCCGUUGGUUCACAGCGCCAAGGCGCAGGCGGGCCGCGGCCUGGGGUGGCACCGCGCCGGCAGCCGCGUGGCCUACUACGGCAACACCAUCCGGCGCGGGAGAAACGGCGCGGGCGCGGGCGGCAAGACCUACUACACGCUGACGUUCACGCUGACGGCCGAGUUCGACAACGACCUGUUGCACGUGGCGCACUGCUACCCCUACACCUACACGGACCUGCAGCGCUACAUCAAGGCUGUGGAGCUGGACCCUCUGCGCCGCGGCCGCAUGAAGCGCGAGCUGCUGGCCACCAGCCUGGCCGGCAACGCCGUGGACGUGCUCACCAUCACCUCGCCGGGGCCGGGCGGGGACGACGAAAAGGACCCCGCCAAGAGGCGGAAGGCGGUGGUCCUUUCGGCGCGCGUGCACCCGGGCGAGAGCAACGCCAGCUGGAUGAUGAAGGGGGUGCUGGACUACCUGCUGGGGCCCAGCCUUGACGCCAGGAUGCUGCGAGACACGUUCGUGUUCAAGAUCAUCCCCAUGCUAAACCCGGACGGCGUCAUCACCGGCAACUACCGCUGCAGUCUGGCGGGUGUGGACCUGAACCGCGUGUGGAACGACCCCAGCCGCAAGCUGCACCCGGUCGUCCACGCCACCAAGGCCUUCCUGCGGGCGCUGGCGGACGAGCGCGAGGUGGCGUUGUUCUGCGACCUGCACGGCCACAGCCGCAAGCUGGACGUGUUCAUGUACGGCUGCCAGAAGGAGCUGCCCAAGGACGGCGUGCCGGCCUGGCCGGGGCUGCCCGUGCCUGGGUCGGUGGGCGGGUCGCCGCAGGUGCCCACGCGGUUCCAAGACAAGGUGUUGCCGCUGCUGAUUCACCACAACGCGCCCGACCUGUUCAGCUUCCGGCACUGCAGCUUCAAGGUGCAGAAGAGCAAGAGCGGCACGGGCCGUGUGGUCGGGUUCAAGGAGCUGGGACUGGUCAACAGCUUCACGCUGGAGGCCUCCUUCGCGGGGGCCAGCAGCGGGCGCUGGGCGCGGCAGCACUUCGCCACCUCCCACCUGGAGGCGCAGGGCGCGGCGCUGGUGGCGAGCCUGCUGGACUACUGGGACCCCGAGGGCUGGGGGCACGCCGACCUGCUGGCCCAGUUGGACUUCCUGCACCCCGCCUCCGGGGACGCGCCGCGCUUCAUCACGACCGCUGACGGUCAGCUAGUGGAGGUGGAGGACGACGAACCGCCUACAGACAGCGACGACGAGUCCAGCGACGACGACCGCGGCGCAGCCAGGGCCCGGGCCAGGACGGCGCGAGGCGGCGGCGGCGGAGGAGGAGGAGCGGCCGGGCCGGGCGGCACAGCCGGAUCCCAGCUGCCGCUGCCGCUGCCCACGGGGCCCCUGCCACGCGACCCCCAGUCCGCGGCCUUCUUGCAGCAGUACUACAACGCGUACGGGAUGGCCGGUGGCGGCCCGGGGGGUGCUGGCGGCGGCGGUGUGGGCGGCGGGCCCCCAGGCCUUGGCGACCUGGCGGGCGGGCUGGCCGGCCGUGCCAAUUCGCUACGACCUCCCGGCGACCUCAAGAACGUCGAAGGCGGCGACAAGGGGUUCAGCGACUCGGAGGUUGUGAUGGACCCCAAGAAGGCGCGCCGCCGCGCCCGUGCCGCGCUGCAGAAGGCGCUGCUGAAGGCGGAGCAGGCCAAGGCAGACGAGGGGCUGGCGGCGUGCCUGCCCAUGAUGGCGGCACUGCAGGUGCCCAACAGCCCUGCCGGAGGAGCAGGAAGCGGAGGCGCAGCUGGAGCUGACGGCAAGGGAUACCAGCUGGUGACGGCGGCGCAGCGCAAUGCCGCCGGCCACCUCUCGCAGUCGGGUGCCGCUGGAGGCGGGGCCGGCGCCGGCGGCCGCGGGGGCGGCGGCGGCCCCAGCAGCUCGGGUGCGGGCGUCACACACCACCACGCCAUCGAGUACGCCAAGUCACGUGGCGUGUACCGGGGCGACACGCCGCAGUGGACGGUACCCGGCCUCAACGCAGCCUACGACACACCCGAUACCCUCAACCGCCCGCCGUCGCCGCUGCCCAUGUCCAACGCCGCCGCCGGCAUCGGCAUCGGCCGGGCGGCGACGUCCAACGGUCUGGGCGCCUCUACAAACGCCUUCACGUCGCUUCUGAACGCACCCAACAACCCAGCGAGCAGCUCAGCCGCUGGCGGUGCAUCGGGUGCAGGCGGCGGCAGCAAUGGGUUCGCGGCGGGGCAACGGCCGCCCAUGGCGCCUGCAUCGGCGCGGCCAGUAUCAGGCAUCGGCGGUGGCGGCGCGGCGACUGCGACGGCGGGAGGCAGCUAUGAGCGUGACUACGGGCUCGGCGGCGGCGACGGAAGCCGCAGCACUUCGGGCACCGCGGCGGGAGGUGCAGGCGGCGCAAAUAGCGGCGCCUAUGGCCGAAUGCUGAGCCCCAUUCCCGGUGUCUCGCGGCCCUACACCGCAGGCGCCGGUCGCACGCUGCCGCUGCCGCAGCCGCGGACAUCGGCCGACAGUGGUGGGGACGGCGUUGGCGCCGCAGCCGCCGGCGGCCGCACCGCCCGUGUGUCCGCCGCAUCGCGCUCCUCACAGGCCUCCGGGGCCUGGGAGUCGGAGCUGCUUGCGGGGGACGGACAGGGGGAGGGCGAUGGGCUGUUGGAGGCGAUGCCGUACGGCGCGGGUGGGCACGCGGCGGCGUCGCUGGCGGCGGUGGCGGCGGCGUAUGCUGACCCGGAACGGCUGCGGCGCGACAGGGAGGCGUUGGAGCGGCAGGUGGCGGAGUCGGUGCUCACCACCAGCCCCCUGUUCCAGAGGUUCUGAGGAGCGAGCUGGCGUGAUUCCGGUGCUUGUUUGCAAGCCGCAGUGUUUGGUGCGAGGCCGUGGUAGCGCGUGGGACUACGGUAUAUAAUAGAACUUGUUGCUGCAUGUGUGCACGUGCCGCGUGUGCUGUGGUGAUGGCAUGUGUGCAAUCAGUAUGCGACGUGGAUCAGCACGCGGCAUGGCUGGGCCGUGCUACCGCGCCAGGUACGGGUGAUGAAUGCUACAGAAGUGAAGACUUCGCGGUCCGGAUCUGCCGCCGUGUGCGUAUGACUGUGCGUGUUACGGGUGUAGCUUGGUGUUGCCGUCAUACCAUCCGUGUGGUGCGCGUGCGCAUGCCGGCGGUCGGCCGCAGCCGCAAGACAGCCAAGACACACAAGGAUGCUUGUCCCUUGUCCCAUGCCCUUGCCUUCUGUCCCCAUUCCGAACUACCGAUCCCUGUUGUGGCGGGUAAACCCCACGGGUAACCCCCCUACACAACUCGUGCCGAUCACCCCGCAACUCCGCAAGCAGUCCCUGCCUAGUCAUCAGU